Messenger RNA from Closterium sp. NIES-65, 948 nucleotides. NCBI's taxonomy places the organism in Eukaryota, Viridiplantae, Streptophyta, Zygnematophyceae, Desmidiales, Closteriaceae. The record is from the annotation of a GenBank genome assembly.
AUGGAUUUCAACGUAACCUCACGAAAACGAGCCGCACCUUCAGUAGCGCAGGGUCCCGGCACGGUCGGCGCCGACGGUCGCGGCGUAGGUCUGUCGGGAUGGAAAUCCUCCGCAGGAAGCGGCGGAGCUUCCGCGUGCCAGCUGUCGAUGUACGACGAGGCGCCGGUGGGGGAAGAGGUGGCCAUGGAGCAAUUCGAGGAGUUCGCGCUGGACCGGCUCCGGGUGCUCAAGGCGAUCGACGACGCCAAGGCGCGCGGAACAAAGGUGGACGAGCUCGACAGCAUGGUGUCAGACAUAUGGCGGAAGUACAUGCGAGCUGGAUGCUCAUUGGCUGACGCUCGUCGCAAAGACGUCAUAUCGCACUACAUCCUGCGACUCGCCUACUGUCGCACGGAGGAGCUACGGCGGUGGUUGUUGGCGCAAGAAUCGGCUCUAUUCCGCCACAGGUUCCGAGCUGAGACCCCUGAAAACCAGAGGUGGUUUUUGGAGAGCAAUGGCCUUCCCUAUCGUGCUAUUGGCGCAGCAGAGAUGACGGGAGUGCGAGAGAAGCUCACUCAAGUGGCCAGGUCCCUAAACCUACCUGUUCCAAAUGUCGACAGUGUCUUCUACAAGGUUCCAUUCGAGGAGGUUCCUGAUUUGGUGGCUUCUCGCAGGGUUUAUCUCGAAAAGGGCUUUGCCUUUGUCCCCAGAGACCAGCUGGCGGCCAUUGUGGUUGGUCAAUUUCGAGCCAAGCUGUCCAAAGCACUCGUGGCAACCAACAGGAAGUGGCUUGCCCACAUACAAGAAGACGAGCAAGAACGCCUGACACCAGUGAUUGAGGCUCUCAGCACACGCUAUCUAGGCCCUGACUUCUCCCAGCCUGGCGAGACUGCUGAGGUGUCGCUCCGUGAUUUGGACGUUGUGGCGCGGCAGUCUUUUCCGCUCUGCAUGCGACACCUCUUCUUCAAG